UCUCCUCUCUCAUUUUCAUUCUCAUCCAUUUCUCUUUCUCUCUCUAUUUUAACCGAUUAGAACGACACUCAGACACAUACAUUACAUUACAUACACCACUCUUCUUUCUUUCUCUCUCUACUGUAUUUCUUCUUCAUUCUUUGUUUUCCCCCCAAAUUUCUAGGGUUUUUUUUUUUUACGAUUGUUUUAACUUCGAUCCAUUUUCUCUCUCCUUCAAGAUCUUGUUGCUGUGAUUUUAUUCUCUCUUUCUGUCUGUCUUGGCUCGAGAUCCGGGCCAAGUACAGAAAAAAUUAACCGAUUGAUUUAUUCUUGAAGGUUGGAUUUCGAUUAGAGUUUUUGUGUUUUUGAUCGAUUUAUCGGAGUUUUUGAAGCUCGCUGUUGCUGUUUUAUGCUGGUUUGAUUGAUUUAUCCAGGGUUGAGUUGAGGGCAAGGAAAUGGCGUCGAAGGAGCCCAAGGAGGGAUUGUUGACAGAACAGCAGAGGGAGAUGAUGAAGAUAGCGUCCAUGAAUAUAGAGAAUUCUGUACCGGCUUCUUCAAAGUUGUUAUCAUCGUCACCUAAGGGCUUGUCCUCUUCGCCGAAAUCUACUUCUUUUCUUGGUGGAGGAGGAGGUGGUGGUGGUGGGAAAGCGCCUUCUGUAAAACAUGUCCGUCGCUCACAUUCAGGGAAGGUUAUCAGAGUCAAGAAGGAGGGUGCUGGCGGCAAGGGAACCUGGGGAAGGCUACUUGACACUGAUUGUGAAGCGCAUAUUGAUCGUAAUGAUCCUAACUACGAUAGUGGGGAGGAGCCAUACAAGCUUAUUGAAACAACUGUCACUGACCCCUUGGAUGAUUACAAGAAAGCUGUAGUUUCAAUCAUAGAGGAAUACUUUAACACUGGUGCUGUGGAGGUGGCUGCAUCUGAUCUUAGGGAACUGGGAUCAAGCAAAUACCAUGCUUAUUUUAUUAAGAGGCUUGUGUCAAUGGCUAUGGACAGGCAUGAUAAGGAGAAAGAGAUGGCUUCUGUUUUGCUUUCAGCUCUUUAUGCAGAUGUCAUCAGUCCAACCCAGAUUAGUCAGGGUUUCAUUCUGUUGCUUGAAUCUGCAGAUGACCUGUCGGUUGAUAUUCCUGAUGCAGUUAAUGUACUUGCCUUAUUUGUUGCCCGUGCUGUUGUUGAUGACAUCCUUCCACCGGCAUUUGUCACAAGAGUGCAGAAAAAUCUUCCGCAGGCAUCCAAGGGGCUUCUGGUCGUUCAGAUUGCUGAGAAGAGUUAUCUCUCUGCCCCACAUCAUGCUGAACUAGUGGAGCGCAAAUGGGGAGGAAGUACUCACCUGACAGUUGAAGAAGUAAAGAAGAAAAUUUCUGAGCUGUUGAAGGAAUAUGUCGAGAAUGGAGAUGCAUUGGAAGCCUGUAGGUGCAUUAGAGAAUUGGGAGUUUCAUUUUUUCACCAUGAGGUUGUGAAGAAAGCUUUGGUUCUUGCCAUGGAAUCCCGAACAGCUGAAUCUCUCAUUAUGAAGUUGUUGAAGGAAGCAUCUGAAGAAGGUGUGAUAAGCACCAGUCAGAUGAUCAAGGGAUUCUAUCGGGUUGAAGAAAGCCUUGAUGACCUUUCGCUGGACAUCCCAUCUGCUAGAUCGAUGUUCCAGUCCUUGGUACCUAGGGCAAUUUCUGAAGGAUGGCUCGAUGUUUCAUUUUCAAAAUCUACUGCAGAAGACAGAGAAUUUCCCAAACACGAUGAUGAGAAGGUGAAACGGUACAAGGAGGAGAUUGUGGCAAUAAUUCAUGAAUACUUCCUCUCUGAUGACAUCCCUGAACUCAUUCAUAGUCUUGAAGAUCUUGGGGCCCCGGAGUUGAAUCCAGUUUUCUUGAAGAAGCUCAUCACCCUUGCCAUGGACCGUAAAAAUAGGGAAAAAGAGAUGGCAUCUGUUCUUCUGUCUGCACUGCACAUAGAGAUUUUCUCCACAGAUGACAUUGUUAGUGGCUUUGUAAUGCUCCUGGAAUCAGCUGAAGACACAGCACUUGACAUAUUGGAUGCCUCAAAUGAGCUUGCUCUUUUCCUGGCUAGGGCAGUGAUAGAUGAUGUACUGGCCCCAUUGAACCUCGAUGAGAUUGCAAGCAAGCUGCCACCUAACUGUAGUGGAAGCGAAACUGUACAUAUGGCUAGAUCGCUUGUGUUCUCCCGUCAUGCAGGUGAGAGGCUUCUCCGCUGUUGGGGAGGUGGCUCCGGGUGGGCCGUAGAGGACGCAAAGGACAAGAUAAUGAAACUUCUUGAGGAGUAUGAGAGUGGAGGUGUUGUUGGGGAAGCAUGCCAGUGUAUUAGGGAUAUUGGGAUGCCUUUCUUCAACCACGAGGUUGUGAAGAAAGCACUAGUUAUGGCGAUGGAAAAGAAAAAUGAUCGGAUGCUUGAUCUUCUUCAGGUUUGCUUCACUGAAGGGCUCAUCACGAUCAAUCAGAUGACUAAAGGGUUUGCUCGUGUCAAUGACGGCCUCGAUGACUUGGCGCUUGACAUUCCAAAUGCCCAGGAUAAAUUUGAAGCUUAUGCAGAGCAUGCUAAGAAACGAGGCUGGAUCCUGCCAGGUUUCGACUCUUUUGCAGAAGAUGGCUUGUUGGCUGCUGUUUCUUAGAGGGAGUAGAUGUUAUUUUAUAUUUGCUUCUUUCUUCCAUGGUAACUGUGUUUUGCUCGUUAACCUCGCAGUGCCCCGCUGUUAGUUGGCUCCUAUGACGUUCUUUUUUCGUUUUACUUGGAUUCGCCAUCUGAUAUGAUAGAGUUCAUUUUGAGGGUUAGAUGUAUAAAGUUCCUCUCUCUAUUAAGAUUGACUUUGGCUUAGACUUUUGAAUCACUCUGCUUCAGUUUGGAAGAGGUAUAUAUGUUCAAUAUAUGCUUCUGUUAUUUGUAUUUUGGCUGAAACGUUUUUGGUAAUGUAUGGUGACCCCGUUGAGCAGACUGUA
This is a messenger RNA of Beta vulgaris subsp. vulgaris (sugar beet), 2922 nucleotides long. RefSeq lists its product as hypothetical. The transcript has 4 exons. The coding region runs from base 435 to 2597 and encodes 720 amino acids. Gene Ontology annotation, biological process: negative regulation of DNA-templated transcription. The record is from RefSeq and is a predicted model, not a curated record. NCBI's taxonomy places the organism in Eukaryota, Viridiplantae, Streptophyta, Magnoliopsida, Caryophyllales, Amaranthaceae.